CCCCAAACAAAGCCUACCAACCUUCAAAAGCCCAAAAAAAAAGAAAGUAAAACACACACACCGUUUCCUUUCACGCAACUUUCAUUUCUCUCUCUUUCCAAAUUUAUCAUCAAUUUUUUCUUCUCUGAUCAUCCAUUUCUCAUCCUGUUGAAUUCUUCGUCGUCUGAUUGUGUGUAUAUAUUAAGGAGUAAUUUGAAUUUGAUAAUAUUUUUAUGUGAUUAUAAUUCUAUAAUUAGAAAGUGAGGAAAAACAAGUUUGUUUUAAGAAAAAGUGAUUGAAAGUAUGGCGUCGAUGUCAGAAAUGAAGGAACCAUCGCCGGAUAAUAUGGCGGUUACCGGCGUUGCGAUAACUUUUCCGAUUAAUGAUUUUCCGUCUUCUCCGACUUCUUCUCCGUCUAAACUUCCUCGGAGACUUCGUCGCCGACUUUCAGAGUGUCGAAAUACUCCGACUGCUGAAGAAAUCGACGCUAAGCUUAAAGAGGCCGAUCUUCGCCGUCAGCAAUUUCAUGAAUUUUUAUCGAGCAAAGCAAGGCCAAAGCAGAGGAGUCCAUCAUGGUCACCUUCGCAAGAAUUGGAUCUUGGUCAGAGACUUGAAGCUAAGCUUAAUGCAGCCGAGCAAAAAAGGUUGAGCAUUCUGUCAAAGGCUCAAACGCGCUUGGCCAGGUUGGAUGAGUUGCGACAAGCAGCUAAAAGUGAGGUAAAAAUGCGCGCUGAGAAAGAACGUGGUGAAUUGGGUGUGAAAGUGGAAUCACGGGUUCAGCAAGCAGAGGCCAACAGAAUGCUUAUCCUGAAAUCCCGUAGGCAACGGAAAGCUGCAAGAAAAGAGCGGACAGCUCAAUCGCUUACGCGUAGGAUGAUACAGGAAAGUAAAUAUAAAGAGUGUGUACGUGCAGCUAUUCACCAUAAACGUGCUGCCGCAGAGAGGAAAAGACAAGGAUUACUGGAAAAGACAAGUUCAAAGGCACAUGCAAGGUUGGUGCGAGUGCAAAGAGCGGCUAAUUAUGUUUACAGUCAGCGGGAAAUGGAGAGAAUAAAGAAAAGGCAGGAGCUGGAUGAUCGGUUGCAAAGGGCCAGAAGACAACGAGCAGAACUUUUGAGGCAGAGAAAGAGUUUAACUGGUUCUCCUCACGUCAAUUGUAGUGUCACGCAUGACAAGGCUCUGAAUCUUGCAAGAAGAUUAUCAAGAUGCUGGAGACGGUUUGUGAAGUUCAGAGGAACUACUCUUUCUUUAGCAAAAGAUUUUGCGCGUUUGAAUAUCAAUGAGAAAUCAGUCAAGUCGAUGCCUUUCGAGCAGCUUGCAGUGCAGAUUGAGUCAGAUGCAAGUUUGAAGGUUGUGAAAUCUUUGGUUGAUCGGCUUGAAGUCCGUCUCAGGGGCCGACAGGGAAUCAGUGGUUCCUCUGGGCUAGAAAAUAUUGAUCAUCUGCUGAAGCGUGUCGCUAGUCCAAUACGCAGGCGCAAUGGAAGCCAUGCAUCCAGGACUAGAGGGCAAAAGAGGGCUGUGUCUGGGGGAGAGGGAACUAAGAGCCCCCGUAAAUUGUCAAGAUAUGCUGUGAGAAUUGUUCUCUGUGCCUAUAUGAUAUUGGGACACCCAGAUGCUGUCCUCAGUGGUAAAGGUGGACAUGAGACAGCCCUUGCCGAGACUGCUGUGAAGUUUAUACAGGAGUUUGAGUUAUUGAUCAGGAUAAUAUUAGAAGGUUGCUGUUUGAAAUCAACAUCAGGAAAUAAUCGUACAACUUUCAGAUCACAGCUAGAGACAUUUGAUAAAGCAUGGUGCUCGUAUUUAUAUUCCUUUGUGGUAUGGAAGGUCAAGGAUGCUAGACUACUGGAGGAUGAUUUGGUGAGGGCUGCUUGCCAGAUGGAGCUCUCUAUGAUGCAUACUUGUAAAUUAACACCCGAGGGAGACAAUAGUGGUCUUACCCAUGACAUGAAGGCUAUUCAGAAGCAGGUGAUGGAAGAUCAGAUACUUCUUAAGGCAAAAGUGCAGGAUCUGAGUGGCGAUGCUGGCAUCAUACGCAUGGAGAAUGCUAUUUCUGAUACGCGAACAAAAUUCUUUGAGUCGAAGGAGUCUAGAAGUCCAUUUACACCCCCAGUUGCUCAUAUUUCAUCUCCCGGUUAUUCUAGUUCAUCUGACAGCUCUCCAUCUUCAGUCUCUGGCGAAGCAAACAGCAGUUCUGGGGGCAGAGAAAGACCAAGCAUUGUGGCACGGGCUUUGUUCAAGGAAGAUGAUACAACUGCAAGCCAAGCAGUGCUUUCAUCUUUACAAGAAGCACAUGGUGCAGAUGUACAACUAAGUAGUAACAAAAUGCCAAUCACAGAGAAUGAACUCUUGGUAAAUGAGAUAGUCCAUGAACAUUGUCAUGGUUUCGCCGACAAGCUCUACAUGGAUGAUGAAGCUGACAACGGUUUUAAGGUGAAAAUUAAAGAGACAAUGGAGAAAGCCUUUUGGGAUGGUAUCAUGGAAUCUAUGAACCAGGAGCAACCUGACUUCAGUUGGGUUCUUAAACUUAUGACAGAAGUUAGGGAUGAACUGUGCGAGAUGUCUCCCGGUCGCUGGCGACAUGAGAUUAUUGAUACGAUUGAUAUAGAUAUUCUGUCACAGGUUUUAGCAGGUGGAACAUUGGACAUGAAUUACCUGGGAAAAUUACUGGAAUAUGCACUGACCACUUUGCAAAAGCUGUCAGCCCCAGUAAAUGAUGAUGAGAUGAAGGCUGCUCACCUAAACAUGUUGAAAGAACUGAGUGAGGUCUCGCAUUCUGGAGAUAAUACGAGAUCUUCAUAUGCCAUAGCAGUUAUCAAGGGUCUUCGUUUUGUCUUAAAUGAGAUACAGAAACUGAAGAGAGAGAUAAGCAGAGCACGUAUCAGAAUGAUUGAGCCAAUGAUACAAGGGCCUGCUGGAUUGGACUAUUUACAAAAAGCUUUUUCAAAUCGAUAUGGACCACCUUCCGAUGCCUCUUCUUGUUUACCAUUGACAAAGAGUUGGCUAGCUUUGUCAAACACUAAUGUGGAGCGGGAGUGGGAUGAAUACCUGGAUUCACUGUCAACAUUGCCAGACACCCAGGCGACAUCUUCCCAGGGGAUGCCACAAACUACUCUUCGUACGGGAGGAAGUGUUUCAGUGAUGUCGAGGACACGCUCAUUGGGACCCACAACAACUGGUAAAGAGCAGCCAGAAUGCAGAGGAGAAAGGACAGAUUUGUUUCUCAGGGUAGGUCUGUUGAAGUUGGUGAGUGAGAUUGAAGGGCUGGUACAAGAGGCUGUGCCUGAAACUCUGAAACUGAACACAUCUAGAUUAAGAGAAAUUCAGUCUCAAUUGCAGAAGAUCAUUGUUAUUUCCACAAGUAUGCUGGUUCUCCGGCAAGCUCUUCUUAGUGAACACUUGGUAACAAACCCGUCAGACAUGGAAAUUGUGAUCUCUAAAUCUGCCAAACAGCUUUCAGAGGUACUCAAUAAGGUUGAAGACGUUGGUAUUCCCGACAUUGUCGAAGCGAUUAUUGGACUCUCAGAUGAUGUUAACCAUGUUAUCAACUUAGAAAAGCUGCGAGCAAGGACGGGGAUGGUGGAAAACAUGCUCUCAAAGAGCUUGAAAUCCGGGGACGCGAUAUUUACGCAUGUUUCCCGAGCUGUUUACUUGGCUGUAAGAGCCGCCGUGCUUGGCGGCACCGGAAGCAAGGGUAAGCAACUAGUGGAGAUGGCUCUUCGGCGUGUUGGAGCGGCUUUUCUUUGUGAAAAGGUAGUGGUAGUUGCUGAGUUUCUUAUUGUUGUGGCAAAUGUGUCUGCCAAUGUACAUGGACCAUGGUAUGAGCAACUGCUGAAGAAUUUGUAAUUUGUUGUUCGUUGGGGAUUGCUUUUUAAACACAUUCCCAAAAUUGAUUGUACAUAAUGUAAAUGUUGUAUUGACCUAAAUGGUAUUAUGUGUAGUAACUAGUAAGGCAGUAGUAGUUUAGUUAAUUUAUCAAUGGACUGAUGCUCUGUAAAUUGUAUUGUAAAUAACUUAUGGUAUUUGGGAGUGUAAAUAAAUUAUGUUCCUGUUGUUCCCGUUA
Messenger RNA from Spinacia oleracea (spinach), 4039 nucleotides. RefSeq lists its product as uncharacterized. The coding region runs from base 283 to 3822 and encodes 1179 amino acids. The record is from RefSeq and is a predicted model, not a curated record. Gene Ontology annotation, biological process: signal transduction. The transcript is spliced from 11 exons. Lineage: Eukaryota; Viridiplantae; Streptophyta; Magnoliopsida; Caryophyllales; Amaranthaceae.